UACAAUGGCGCCUGAAAUCUGCUCUAAUGUUAUAGAAGCUGCUGUUGGAUUAUUGGUGAUUUUAUCAGGGAUGUCUUAUGCCACUGCAGGAGUAGAAACUAACUGUGAUGGCAGACAGGAUGGAGCUCAGUGUUAUGGACCUCUAGGAGGGACUGUGGUCAUCCAUCUGGUGGACAGCGCUUCAGAAAUACCUAUUUAUGAAAUAAAACAUACAACAUUAAUAAUUCUUAAGGGCAAAAAGAAUGUAACGACUUUGGAUCCCAACGGAAGCAAAUAUCUGUUUAUUCCCAGUAAUGGUAGAUUUAGUAUCAGGAAUCUUAGCACGACUGACAGUGGUGAAUAUAGUGUGGAUACCUUUGAUUCUGACGGACGGAUGACAGAACAGCAUAAACUUGGGUUGUCGCUUGAAGCUCCAGUGUCCUCUGUCCAGCUAGUUUCUGAGUGUUUGUCCCAGGGACAGGUGAAGGUGUCCUGUCUCUCUAAAGGAGGAGAGUCUCCUAAAUACAACUGGACCCUGAAUGGACACAUACUGACAGACUCUGAGCUCCUCUCUGGAAACAAUACAACUAACAUCAUCAUCCUGAGGCAAAAGAUCUCAGGACUCCUGAUCUGCUCAGUCAGGACCAAAGUCAGUUCUCUUUUCAAAGAAAAAUACACAUCUACCUGUGACUUUGUUAACUGCACUUCCAAUGGUGUACACAUUUCUAAGUGGGCAUUUAAAGAAAAUAACACUCUGUGUGUUGAAACUAUGGAAGAUAAACAUAAUAUUGUGGGGCUGUUACAAAUAAUAGUUGGUGCACUCGGAGUUCUGCUAAUUGUCCUACUCGUCAGCAUGGGAUUUAUCUGUGCGAAAAGGAACAAACAAAAUAACAAUGAGAAAGACGGCAGAGAACUGACCGACGCUGAUAGGAGAACAGGGCAGCAGGAGCGAAGUAUGGAUAUCCAAGUGGAGUAUGGUAAAGUGAAAAAGGAACCUCGGCAGUCCAACGUUAUGAUGGAUGAAAAUAUGGAUUACAGUGUUUAUGGAAAUGUGGGGGAAAAUGUGUAUGCAAAUAUCUGAAAAAUAUCUAUCUAUCUAUCUAUCUAUCUAUCUAUCUAUCUAUCUAUCUAUCUAUCUAUCUAUCUAUCUAUCUAUCUAUCUAUCUAUCUAUCUAUCUAUCUAUCUAUCUAUCUAUCUAUCU
Molecule: messenger RNA, 1181 nt
Organism: Girardinichthys multiradiatus
Lineage: Eukaryota; Metazoa; Chordata; Actinopteri; Cyprinodontiformes; Goodeidae
Product: T-cell surface antigen CD2-like
Exons: 6
Coding region: 5-1060 (351 amino acids)
Source: RefSeq, a predicted model, not a curated record